This is a messenger RNA of Ilex paraguariensis (yerba mate), 2994 nucleotides long. The record is from the annotation of a GenBank genome assembly. Lineage: Eukaryota; Viridiplantae; Streptophyta; Magnoliopsida; Aquifoliales; Aquifoliaceae.
AUGGCGGUACCGUCGGCUAUUGUGGUGAAUCAUUACUCAUACCUUUCAGGUUUCUCUUGUAUCUCUCUCCUAUCCCAUGGAGACUAUGCUAGUACUAAUUACACCAAGAAGAACAAGAAACCCAUCUGUGUAGGUGCUUCAUCCUUUCUGGGCAGAGGACUUCGAAUGCCCCCACAUAUGAUUGGAACCGAGAGACCGAAAUUAAGCGGUGGAAGAGGACGGCGACCCAUGACACCAGUGGCAUCAUUGGGUGGUCUAUUGGGAGGGAUUUUCAAGGGGACUGACACCCGCACUGGGGAGCCCACCAGGCAGCAGUACGCCGGCACUGUGUCGUUGGUCAACGGCUUGGAGGCAGAAAUUGCGGCUUUGUCUGAUUCCGAAUUGAAGGACAGGACUUGGGUCUUGAAGGAACGAGCUCUCCAGGGCGACUCUUUGGAUUCUCUUUUACCUGAAGCAUUUGCGGUUGUGAGAGAGGCUUCAAAAAGGGUUCUGGGCCUGCGUCCUUUUGACGUGCAAUUGAUAGGCGGUAUGGUUCUUCAUAAGGGAGAAAUAUCUGAAAUGAGGACUGGAGAAGGAAAGACGCUUGUUGCCAUAUUACCAGCUUAUUUGAAUGCAUUAACAGGGAAAGGAGUUCAUGUCGUCACUGUAAAUGAUUAUCUAGCGCGGCGAGACUGUGAGUGGGUAGGUCAAGUUCCCCGGUUUCUUGGACUGAAGAGUGUUGAUGAGCUUGUCAUGAGGGGUUUCAACUACUGUGUGAUUGAUGAGGUUGAUUCGAUUCUUAUCGAUGAAGCAAGGACUCCUCUCAUCAUAUCAGGACCAGCUGAAAGACCAAGUGAUCGGUACUAUAAAGCUGCUAAGAUAGCUGCUGCCUUUGAGCGGGAUAUACAUUACACUGUUGAUGAGAAACAGAAAACUGUAUUACUUGCAGAACAAGGUUAUGCAGAUGCUGAGGAAAUUCUGAAUGUAAAAGAUUUAUAUGAUCCCCGAGAACAGUGGGCAUCGUAUGUUCUGAACGCGAUUAAAGCGAAAGAACUUUUUCUUAGAGAUGUGAAUUAUAUUAUCCGUGGCAAGGAAGUCCUUAUAGUAGAUGAGUUUACUGGCCGUGUUAUGCAGGGGAGGCGUUGGAGUGAUGGACUUCACCAGGCAGUUGAAGCCAAAGAAGGUCUGCCCAUUCAAAAUGAAACUGUUACGCUAGCUUCAAUUAGCUACCAGAAUUUCUUUCUUCAGUUCCCAAAACUUUGUGGCAUGACUGGUACUGCAGCAACUGAGAGCUCUGAGUUUGAGAGUAUUUACAAGCUCAAAGUUACAAUUGUGCCCACAAACAAGCCUAUGAUAAGAAAGGAUGAGUCAGAUGUGGUGUUUAGGGCAACUACGGGAAAAUGGCGGGCAGUUGUGGUUGAGAUUUCUAGAAUGCACAAAACGGGCCGCCCAGUGCUUGUUGGUACAACUAGCGUCGAGCAGAGUGAUUCCUUGUCAGAACAGCUGUGUGAAGCUGGAAUUCCCCAUGAGGUUCUCAAUGCAAAACCAGAGAAUGUGGAAAGAGAAGCUGAAAUUGUGGCACAGAGUGGUCGCCUUGGGGCUGUUACGAUUGCCACCAACAUGGCAGGUCGUGGCACAGACAUAAUCCUCGGUGGUAAUGCAGAAUUUAUGGCAAGACUGAAACUACGUGAGAUGUUGAUGCCAAGAGUUGUUAAGCGAGCUGAAGGUGUUUUUGUUUCUGUGAAGAAACCACCUCCAAAGAAGACAUGGAAGGUGAAUGAAAGUUUAUUUCCAUGCACUCUAUCCAAAGAGAACACCAAGUUGGCUGAGGAAGCUGUACAAUUAGCAGUCAAAUCAUGGGGUCAGAGAUUACUAAGCGAGCUUGAAGUAGAGGAGCGGCUAUCUUAUUCUUGUGAAAAGGGUCCAGCUCAAGAUGUAGUCAUAGCAAAGCUGCGCACUGCCUUUCUAGCAAUUGUCAAGGAAUAUAAGGUCUACUCUGAGGAAGAAAGGGAGAAGGUGGUGUCAGCUGGUGGACUUCAUGUGGUUGGCACAGAACGCCAUGAGUCACGCCGAAUUGACAAUCAGCUGCGUGGUCGAAGUGGCAGGCAGGGGGAUCCUGGAAGUUCCCGCUUCUUCCUUAGUCUCGAGGAUAACAUAUUUCGGAUUUUUGGAGGGGAUAGAAUUCAGGGUUUGAUGAGAGCUUUUAGAGUGGAGGACCUCCCGAUAGAAUCAAAGAUGCUGACGAGAGCAUUGGAUGAAGCUCAGAGGAAAGUAGAGAAUUACUUUUUUGAUAUUCGGAAGCAGUUAUUCGAAUAUGACGAGGUAUUAAACAGCCAAAGAGAUCGUGUGUACACGGAGAGAAGGCGAGCCCUCGAAUCUGACAAUCUCCAAUCUCUUCUUAUUGAAUAUGCUGAAUUAACGAUGGAUGACAUCUUAGAGGCAAAUAUUGGUUCUGAUGCUCCGAAAGAGAACUGGGAUCUUGAAAAGCUCAUUGCAAAACUCCAGCAGUACUGCUAUCUGUUGAAUGAUUUGACCCCAGAUUUGUUGGCGAGAAAAUGUUCCAAUUAUGGGGAAUUGCGAUUUUACCUUCAGCUUUGUGGACGUGAAGCAUAUUUGCAGAAGAGGGGUAUUGUGGAGAAGCAAGCACCAGGAUUGAUGAAGGAAGCAGAGAAAUUCCUAAUUUUGAGUAACAUUGACCGUUUGUGGAAAGAGCACUUGCAAGCACUCAAGUUCGUUCAGCAAGCUGUAGGUUUGCGUGGAUAUGCGCAACGGGAUCCCCUUAUCGAGUACAAGCUUGAAGGCUACAAUCUUUUUAUAGAGAUGAUGGCACAGAUAAGAAGAAAUGUUAUAUAUUCCAUUUAUCAGUUUCAACCAGUGCUGGUGAAAGAUCCGGAACAACAGUUGCCAGAAAAAUCAAGAAACCCUAUCACAAAUGGGAGUAGUGAUAAUACCAACACCGAUUCAGUGGUUGCUGCCGAGUCCUCUUCAUCAGCUAUNUUCAACCAGUGCUGGUGA